AUGAGUUCAGUUGGAACGAGCACCGAUAUUCCAUCGAUCCAGGUCCUCAAUUUCUAUCUAUCUCCGUUGAUCUAUCUAUCUAUCUAUCUAUUUAUCUAUCUUGUCUGUCAGUCUGAACAUAUCUAUCUCAGUUUGUUCAUAUCUAUCAAUCUAUCACAUUCUGAGCAUAUCUAUUUAUCUAUCUCAGUUUGUUUCUAUCUAUCUAUCUAUCUCAGUCUGUUUCUAUCUAUCUAUCUAUCUAUCUAUCUAUCUAUCUAUCUAUCUAUCUGUCUCUACCUGCCUCCGUUGAUUCAUCUUUCAUUGAAGGAAGAUAUCAAAUCUGUGUGGUUACCCCCCUCUCUUUCUUCUGUAUCUCCUCUUCUUUUUUCUCACCUUCUCUCUGCGUCCCAGACUUCGAUUUCUCUUUCCCCACCUCCCUCUGUUCAUAUCUAUCUAUCUAUCUAUCUAUCUAUCUAUCUAUCUAUCUAUCUAUCUAUCUAUCAUAGUCUGUUUAUAUCUAUCUAUCUAUCUAUCUAUUUCCGAGAUAUCUCUCAAAGUCAUCAUCAUCAUCAUCAUUGCCUCAUAUCUAUCUAUCUAUCUAUCUAUCUAUCUAUCUAUCUAUCUAUCUAUCUAUCUAUCUAUCUCAGUCUGGUUGUAUCUAUCUAUCUAUCUAUCUAUCUAUCUAUCUAUCUAUCUAUAAGUCUGUUUCAAUCUAUCUAUCUAUCUAUCUAUCUAUCUAUCUAUCUAUCUAUGAGAUCUCUCUCAAAGGUUUCGGGAAUUUAA
This is a messenger RNA of Acanthosepion pharaonis, 762 nucleotides long. NCBI's taxonomy places the organism in Eukaryota, Metazoa, Mollusca, Cephalopoda, Sepiida, Sepiidae. The record is from the annotation of a GenBank genome assembly.